This is a messenger RNA of Naegleria lovaniensis, 3951 nucleotides long. RefSeq lists its product as uncharacterized. The record is from RefSeq and is a predicted model, not a curated record. The transcript has 3 exons. The coding region runs from base 1 to 3951 and encodes 1316 amino acids. Gene Ontology annotation, biological process: tRNA methylation. Gene Ontology annotation, cellular component: cytoplasm. NCBI's taxonomy places the organism in Eukaryota, Heterolobosea, Eutetramitea, Acrasida, Naegleriidae. Gene Ontology annotation, molecular function: protein binding.
AUGAUUUCACAACAUGACUUUUCUUCCUCCAUUUUGCCCAACAGCGAUGAGCGAAAUAAAUAUGAAAAAUAUCAUUCCGUAACGAGAGCCAUUUCUUCCCGUAAUCAUGACGACUCUUGUUCUGUAGAACACAUUCCGAUAUUUGAAAAGAAACUCUACAUGGGUCCAGUCUAUUGCAUUAAUUUCUCGAAAAUUAUUCCUUCCGUUCUUUAUGCAGGAAUAGGUCCCAAUCUUCAUAUCUUUGAAACUCAUUCUGGAAGAGAAAUUGGAAGUAUUGCCAUCUUUGAAAAGGGAGGAAGUAUUAAAGGAAUUAAAUUUAUUCAAAACGAGGAGUGUGAGGAGCAACUGAAAACUCUUCACAAUUUUGAUUUAUUGUCAUCGUCAUCAUCACCACUACAGAACACUAAUUCUAUGAUCGAAGAAUUUAUAAUUUACGGACAAAAACGAUUGAAAAUUGUGCAAUUAUUGAUUUCUUUGAAUAGAAACGAGAACACGAAUGACGUGUUCGCCACCAUUGAACAAUGUCAAAUAUGGAAUUUUGGUGAAAUGUGUGAUUGGAUUCUUGAUGUUUUGGAUAUUGGUAUUUCUAUUAACAGUGAUGAGCACAACCAUGAUCGUUCCAUGAGGACAUUAUGUGUAGGCUAUGCCCACAACUUUAUUCAAUUACUUUCAUAUGAUCAUGCAGUUUUGAAAAUGAAGAAAGACGAAUUUCGUAAAUAUAUUCACGAAAACACCACUUCACACCAACCACAGUAUUCUAGGAAUAUUCAAGAGUCCAACCAACAUUUGAAUCUACUGGCAACACGAAAAUCCUAUCCAAAUUGUUUACUCUAUUCCAUGUCACUCUUCUUCAACAGAAAUGGUGCUACGUAUUCACAUGGAGAUUCCACAUCAAUCCUUAAUUCCAUUUGUGAAAAUAUUUCUGUUGCUUCUGGUACAGUUUUUAAUACAGUCAUCAUUUGGAAUUGCAAACAUAAUACGAAAGAGUCCGUUGUCCAAUUACAAGGGCAUAAUGGUGUCAUUUUUCAUGUGGAAUGGUCAGACGAUGGAAAGCAUAUAUGUUCCACAUCAGAUGACAGAACGCUGAUUUUGUGGAAGUUUAAUGAACAGCCUCUCCACACUAUUUCACAUCAUGCAGACUCCAAUCAAGUAUCAGAGACGUACACAAGCACAAUCUUUUAUGGACACAAUGCUCGUGUGUGGCAUUGCAAAUUCACAAAACAUUUUAUCAUCUCUGCAAGUGAGGACGCAACCAUACGGGUGUGGGACUAUGAUGGAAAUUGUGUCUCAACUCUGCAGGGUCAUAUUGGAAGAAAUGUUUGGAGAAUUGAUAUUGACUCUACACAACAAGUCAUUGCAAGUGGUGGAGGUGAUAGCUCUGUAAAAUUGUGGUCCUUAAAGAGAAUUCAAGAUUACGCCAUUGUUCAUCAAAAUUUUGAAUUGCCUCAAAUGACAGUCCCGCAGAAUCAAUCAAAAAAGCAAGCUGACAUGGUCAGGUGUAUGCACGCCAUGAAUCAACAUAUUUACGUCGGUACAAAGAAGGGCUUCGUGUACCAGGUGAAUAUUCUCAAUGGAAAUUAUUCACCAAUUUUCAACACGAAUAUGGUAGCAGAAAUGGGGUCAGCUGUAUCCUCGAAAGAAUCUCCUCUGUUGUGUGUGGUGAGAUGCUCUCCAUGUGAACAAUUUAUUUGUAUUGGAAACUCAGCUGGUUACUGCUGCAUUUUAGAUAUUUCUACUGGAUCUGUUCUUUCCACGUUCAAAGCAAUGAGCUCGAGGAUCCUUGCUGUGUUUUGGGUGAAAAAUUUGGAUCAUUCUUUUACAUUAUAUUUUUCAUCCCCUUUGGGAACGAUGAAAGCUUUUGGAAUUUCAUUUUCACACAAUUUUGAAGAAAUGUCUUUGAACGAGUCGUCAUCAUCCUCUCCAGCUCCAAGUGUUUCUAUCACAGAAGGAACUCAUUAUUUGGUAAAAGGUAAAAUUCAAGCUCUGUGUGCAGUACGAGACGAGCGCAUUCUCAUUACAGGAGAUGACGAAGGUUUUAUCCAUGUAUUGAGAGCUUCCCAAAACACAACACCUGACGAGAAAACGCCCGAAUUUGUGAUGAAAACGGCCCACGCAGAUCAAGUGUGUGAUAUCAAGUAUGUGAACAGGGAGACCAUUUAUUCAGUGGGAAGAGAUGGUUCCAUAUGUUUCUAUCACCUUAUUCAAGAUGAAAAUAAUGGAAUGUUUACGUUAGUGAAACAUCAACAAGAAAGGUUGAAAAGUGUCAUGACACAUCUCGAUCGAAUUUUCAUUUCCUAUCGCACGCAAGAGAGCUCUGAAUAUCAAGUGGUUGCGGGUGGGUGUGAUUUUGUGGACACAAUUCCAGCUUCAAUUUUUAACAAGAUGGAGAGUGAAAUUUUACUCAUUGGAUUUUAUGGUUCACACAUGAUUGUUUAUAAUUAUACAAAGAGAUAUCGAAUUGCAUCCUGUAAAUGUGGUGCUUCGAGAGGAAUUUAUGAUUUUGUUUACACAACAUUAUAUCAUACGCCUCAACUUGUUUGUUCUGCAUCAUUCUUUAGAGAUUCUCUCAUCAUGAACUUUGUUGAGAAAAAACAAGAAGAAGAGCUCGCACUAUUUAAAAAUCAGACUCCAUUUAUUCAAUUCCAUGGUAGAGAGGUCUUAAACGCCACUCAUUGGAAAUCAGGUAAUGAUCUUCGAAUUGUCACUUGCAGUGAAGACACUAAAAUCAGGAUAUUAUCAUACCAUGACGAUAGCACAUCAUUGAAAGAGAAACCAUGGACCGAAUCCAAUAAUAUUUCAACACUGUCCAUUUUGAAUGCACACGAAAGUAGUGUGAAGGAAUUAUCUGUAGUCGAUUAUUAUGGAGAAAAUUCCAAAAUCUUAAUUUCAGGAGGUGGAAAAGAACAAUUAGCAAUUUGGAAAAUUGAAGAGCGUGAUUCAUCAUCUUCCAUCACGACAGACCUAUUACUUAACAUCAAUUUAACAAAUCAAUAUCUCUCUCUCUUUCAUCCUCAAAUUUAUCAAGAUUUCAAAAAUCGCGACAAGUGGUCGCAUUCUUCACACUCGAUCAAAACCUAUCAUGUGAAAAACAAGUCACGUCUAGAUGUCAUUAAUUUUAGAAUUCUGAGUCUUGAUGCAUUUAAAUGCUCUACACAUUCAGAAGAGUUGAUCAUUCUAGUGGGAAGUAGCGAUGGUCUUGUUAAGGUAUUUUCAACACAAAAUCAAUUGAGAAAAUUGAGACCCAUUGCUCACUCAUUCCUUCAUAAUGGACCUGUACUUUCACUUGCCACCGUUCGCCUUGAAGAUGAUCAUCAACGAUUGAUUUUUUCAGCAUCUACCAAUGGAAAGCUCUAUUGUUGCAUGUAUGAUCCAAAGAAUGUUGAGAGUUGUGAAUAUACAGAAAUGAAUUCCAACUUGAAUGUACUUGAAGCAUUUUUUGAAUGUGACAUUCAUCAAUCAGGAGUGAAUUGUAUGCAUGUUCAUCCAUUGGAAAAUGAUCCUUCUAUGAUUCAUGUGUGUACAGGAGGUGAUGAUCAGUCUGUGAAUUUGGCAAUUUUGAAAUUUGACACUUCCCAACAGCAAUUAAGACUUGUAUCAAAUGUUCAUCUCGAAGGAGUGCACAGUUCAGCAGUGAGUGGAGUUUUCUCAACUGGGUUCUCAUCUCCAAGACUGACAGAUAUGACAGAAGAACAAUUGAAUCGUCUUGUGUUAUCGAUAGGAAUUGAUCAACGCCUUAAUGUUUAUUCAGUUUCACCUCAUCGAGAGACAUUUGAAAUUAUUGCAAGCUGUAUGAGUGAGGUGAAUGAUAUUUCUCACAUGCACGUCAUUGAAGAGAAGGAUCAUUUCAAAGUGAUCAUUGUUGGAAUUGGAAUGCAAAUAAUCUCAAUCAGUAAGAACGCACUGUUCCUGUGCAUGUCAAAUAGUAACAAGAACCAACAAUUCCUUAUUUAA